UUAAGGGGGGGGGGAGUUGGCAUUUCUACAAAACUAAUCAAGGCUGCAGCGGGAUGUAAAUCGUUGCUCUGGUUUACAAAAGAGCGGAUUGUGAUGGCGGGGCUGAGGCUCAAUAAACAGCUUGUGUCUUGGCGGUUGUGAGCAGGUGUAAGCUACUGGAUACAUUCAAAGGCAAUUCUCAGUGUUAAUGAAACUUUGCUACGAUUUACGGGCUGGGAUUGCUGUACACCAUGCUAAGGUAAAGCCGCUGAAGAGAGGGGUGUUGAACAUGCUAAAGCGGCUGGACAAAAUCAGGUUCAGAGGUCAGAAGCGAGACGACUUCCUGGAUCUAGCAGAGUCCCCCAACGGAUCCGACAAUGAAUGUAGCGAUGACAUCCUGCUGAGGACGAGGCCUUCACUCAAGUCACAAGACACGGAAGAACUAGGAGACCCUGCGGGUUCGGGGGCUCUUAACAUGGCUGCAGCCUUUCAAGACUUCCAGAGGAGCGAGUCGGACCGGCUAAACGAGGUGAAGGGUCAUCUAGAGAUUGCCUUACUGGAGAAACACUUCCUACAAGAGGAGUUGAGGAAGCUACGAGAGGAAACCAAUGUGGAGAAGAUGAAGGAAGAGCUGGAGAGGGAGAGAGGGAAGAGGCUCGACCUCGAACUGAGGAUGAACGAGGUGCUAAAAUCCAGGUUGGAAGACUCGCCGCCACAGCCUGCCCGUAAACCCCCGUCUCCAACGCCUGCUGCCAAUGGCAAAGACGCAGACAAAGAGAAGCCGCCGCAGGGGGAGACCCUGUACUUGCGGGCGUGGAGGUGGCUCUAUGACAGGUUGGGGGUCUACAUCGAAGACUUCCGCUUCGUCCCGGAGGAGAACACUGUGGAGGCUGAGGAACCGCUAAGCGCUAAAAGGCUAACAGAAAACAUGAGGCGACUCAAGCGAGGAGCCAGACCUGUCACUAACUUCAUGAGGAACCUCUCAGCCUUAUCCAACUGGCACUCCGUGUACACCUCAGCUAUUUCCUUCAUAAUCUACAUGAAUGCUGCGUGGCAUGGCUGGGCCAUCCCCAUGCUCCUCUUCUUGGCCAUCCUGAGGCUCUCCUUGAAUUACCUCAUUGCUAAAGGUUGGAGGAUUCAGUGGAGCAUUGUGCCGGACAUUACGGAUCCUAUAGAACCGUCAAAGGAUGAUUUGACUGUGUCUGAAAAGUUCCAGUUAGUGCUUGAUGUUGCACAAAAAGCCCAGAACCUUUUUGGUAAGAUGGCGGAUGUUUUGGAGAAAAUAAAAAACCUAUUCAUGUGGGUGCAGCCUGAGAUCACUCAGAAGCUCUACAUCAGCCUGUGGGUUACCUUUCUCUCCUCCUGCAUACUGCCCUAUAAACUCGUGGGCUUCAUGAUUGGGCUGUAUGCAGGGAUCAAGUUCUUCAUCAUAGACUUCUUGUUUAAGAGCUGUCCCAAGCUGAGGGACAAAUAUGACACCCCUCACAUUGACUGGAACAACCUACCAACUGAUCCACAGUUGAAGGAGAGGACCAACGCUACAAUGUCUCGACGGCUGUCUGGGUCUGAGAAGAUUCAGCCUGUGGUGGCUAGAGGUAGCCUAGCAACCGUCCCGUGCGGUGUAAACCUGGAUGCUGACAGCGCCAGGAUUCAUAGCACCAAGAAGGGAGCCUUUCAUGAGAUCUUCAACGUCUCAGAGAAUGAGCGCCCUCUACCAGUGUGUGAGAAUGGGUGGAGGUGCUGCCUCAUCAACAGAGACCGGAAGAUGCCAACGGACUACAUACGAAACGGCAUGCUCUAUGUUACAGAGAAUUAUCUGUGCUUCGAGAGCUCCAGUUCCAAAUCGGCCUCCUCCAAGAAGAAUAAGGUCAUUAAGCUGGCGGACAUCACAGAUAUCCAGAAGUACAAAGUGCUGUCUGUCUUACCUGGGUCAGGAAUGGGAAUCUCCAUAGCCACUCCCUCCACACAGAAGCCUCUGGUGUUUGGUGCCAUGAUCCAUCGAGACGAGGCCUUCGAGGCGAUCUUCACCCAGUACAUGAAGAUCACAACCACCUCCAGACAACCCUUGGGCAGCCCUGAGCUGUAGCCCUGCUAUCCCCAUGGAAAGAGGCCUGGGCAGGGGUCGGGGCUGGGCCACCUACCCCUGAACCCUCCCUGGCUAGAGAAAAGACAAUUGGGGGAAGUGAUGGGACACACCUCUUCUCCUCCCUCUCUUAUUUACAGUGACUGGACAGUCUUCUUCUAUGACUGAGAGGUGUCUGGUGUGCGCGCUCGCCCCUCUGUCUGGUGUGCGCGCUCGCCCCUCUGUCUGGUGUGUGCGCUCGCCCCUCUGUCUGGUGUGUGCGCUCGCCCCUCUGUCUGGUGUGUGUGCGCUCGCCCCUCUGUCUGGUGUGUGUGUGGAGGUGGGACUUAUAGUCCAAUAGGGAUGGUGAACACAUUCCAACACUGUAGGAAGAAGGAUGGGGGGGGGUCAUUAUUUUUAACACAGACUUCUCAUCAUAGGGGAAGGAGCUGGCUCUCCUGCCUGCCUGCCAGCUUUCAUUUGCUUCAGAGAGAUGUGUGUGUGAGCUGCCAAGACAUCGUGCGUCUCUGCUCACCUGUCUUCUCUCUUUCUCGUGAAGUCUUGAGUCAGUGUUGCUGUUACUGCUGGUCUUGCACGGAACCGUACGGUAGCUAGAUGUUUGUGUAGAAAACAAAACGCUGUGAACAUCGAGCUAGCAUCGGAAACAACGUUCAACGCGACAAGAAGCCUUUUCCAUCCGUUUACAUCGUUGCUGUAGAUUUUCCUUGGGGACACUCGCGCACAUUUCAGCAACAAACCGUCUGCUUUCAGCUGUCUGUUUGCAUAUGACGUGUAUAUGUGUGUUGUACGUUCAACACUCACGACUGAACCGUACUGUGGGUCACGCACAGCGGUGGGGACCUUGGCGAUGAUGUUCGUUGUGAAACGUUUUCAAAUGCCUUUCUUUUGAAUUCCGCUUAUUUUUCUAAUAACCAACUUAGUUAAAGGCAGGUCUUGGAUCUGUGGAUUGUGUUCUAAAACUAAAGCACACGUCAUAGCAGACCUAAACCCUGAAUAAUGUGUCGAAACUGAAGGUACGUAGUUUAAAUGUAACAUUGCUGGUUCAGUGAACUACACUUGUGUGCUGAGUAACCCCGAGGCCUAAAAGAUGAGUUAAUGCCUUGGCUUUAGCCUAGUAGACUAACACAUCCUUAAGGUGCGUACUGUAGGUCACACAAACAUACUAAUGAUUUUUGCAGUGUCUCAAGGCCCAGUACCUGUUACUUCAGUAUUUAGUGACAUGUUACGGUAUAGUAAUACUAUGGUAGUUAACGGUAAUACCACUAAUACCAAUCUGUAGUAUUAAACACUGGAGUGUUCAGAUGUGUACAAUGUGCUGUCCUGUUCAGGAGUAAAUUUGAACUUGGUUAACUUGACUAGUAACUAGUUAAUUCGUCCGGGAGUUUGUCAGUAUUUCAAUGCAAGUCGAGGCAGUCAACUGGCUUGGUUCCGUAGUAUUCAUUCACAGCAGGAUGAAGAAGUAGUUUGAACGGAAUAUUUCAAUGUCACUUUAUCAUUGUCACCGGUGUGGGUUUAAAAGCUGGUCUUUUAUUUCUCAGAUAGGUUUGAUAUGUAGAAUUGUCAUGAAUGCCAAACCCAGUGGAUGUGGGACACCUUUCUGUGUUUUGUAAAAUGGCUGGAAGAGUUAUUGUGGACAUCUGGGCAUAUUUCUGGUCUAUCGUUUGCUUCGAAUCAGAGCGUAGAUUAAACUAUGCUCUCAGAUCCUUUUUUUUUUUGCCUCUCAGCACAACAAGCUAGUCCCCUAAAAAGCAUUCAUCUUCCCACACUGUUAACAAGCCCGUAUGAACUGUGUCAGUUAUUGUCUUAUGACUGGGUGUGAAAUGUCAUUUCUCUAGGUUGUCUAAGGAACUCAUGCUGUCAGCGUGUUGAUUUGAAUGGUUGUCUGACUUUACAUUACUGUAGUCUUAAUGCUUACCUGGAACUUAGUCGAGUAGUAACCACGAACUUUGAAAUCAGGGUCUGUCCUAAAAGAAGCACACAGAAUGUAUUGUGUUACUGCUGUAAAACUCUUAUUUUCUGUCGUUGCCAAAACGUUAUUAUUCUUCUUCUCUUUACUGCUGCUUUUCCUGCUGCCAUGUUCUGCCAACACCUACAUGUUUACUGAAGGUUAAAAGACACAAUUCAUUUCUUGGUUUUUUUCUUUUUGUGGAAUGCCGGUUUGAGCUCCUUGCCACAGGUGGAGUCAUGAAGACUGGACAGAUAUCUUCCUCUUGCGUUUUUGAGUUAGUGUGUCAACUGUCUGCUUUUUAAAAAAAUCUGCUCAGACUGGUCUCAGGACAACCUCUGCUGCUCAGCGUCAUCCCAACGGCAAACGUAACCCUGAUCCCUGAUCUGUUUUAUAAUACUUUAAUAGCUAAAGCUAAAGUUUAGCUGUUCUGUUGAGAUUGUUGUCAUUAGCAUAUACUGUGUACAUGUACUGAGUAGCAUGGUGAUGACAGUCCAAGGAGUUGGAUCAUGCAGCUAGUGACAGACCUGGGACCAGGCUAACAGUAGGUAGACGGUGACAGCCGAGAACAUUCUAGACAGAUUAUAUUCACGCUGCAACAAAGAAAUGUCAGUGAUCGUUCAUAGGGUAGUGCUGUGCGGUACAUGGUACAAUCAUGAUAAUCUUUUAGCUGUUUUUGGAUCACUCACAGGCCUUCCUUACAGGCAGCAGAGGUCAUCAUGGUGACUCGGAGAGCUCCUGUUCACUGGUUUCUAUUGGUCUCCUUCUGUGCGUCUCAUUGUGUUAACCAAGUAUUAGUUAAAUGUAAACAUUAGUCAAUUACUUCAUGAUAUUCCCGUACAGUAUAUCACUGCGAAGUUCAAUAUACUGCAAUCAUCUGACAGUUGUGGGUAAUUAUGUCAUCUGUGUGUCCGAGGACUAAAAUGACGAAAGAGGAAUUUAUAUACAAUAACGUAAUCCUUUGCGUUUUUAAAGAAGACAAUGUCUAUUGUAAAAUAUGUGAUGUACAUUUUUUUAUUUAAAUAAAAUGAAGUAUUUCCCA
This is a messenger RNA of Oncorhynchus tshawytscha (Chinook salmon), 5049 nucleotides long. RefSeq names its product GRAM domain-containing protein 4-like. Lineage: Eukaryota; Metazoa; Chordata; Actinopteri; Salmoniformes; Salmonidae. The coding region runs from base 188 to 2065 and encodes 625 amino acids. The record is from RefSeq and is a predicted model, not a curated record. Gene Ontology annotation, biological process: negative regulation of toll-like receptor 9 signaling pathway; apoptotic process. The transcript is spliced from 20 exons.